AUGGCCUUGAGGCACACAAAAUUGGCACUUUAUAUUACAUUUAAAUGUCAAAAAUUACUUUAUUUUGUUGUGGAUUUGUGGCACACAAAAGGGCAUGUUGUGGAUUUGUGGACUUAUGGAUUUGUGCCUUUCACUUCGCUAGUGUUGAUCGGCGCAAGUGCCUACUGGCAGGCGCAAACCACCCAGGCAUUGGGUCACGCUGAGGCAGCCACCAAGGCACUGGGUUACGGUGAGCUAGCCACCAAGGCAUUGGGUCACGCCGAGGCAGCCACCAAGGCAUUGUCGUUCAGCAAUAAUCUCGACCGACAGACACUCUGCUUGCCAAGUGACUCUCAGCGAGGACUUCUUCCGCUUACCGUUUCCAUUGGUAGAGUUCUACUCAGCUAA
Molecule: messenger RNA, 387 nt
Organism: Ilex paraguariensis (yerba mate)
Lineage: Eukaryota; Viridiplantae; Streptophyta; Magnoliopsida; Aquifoliales; Aquifoliaceae
Source: the annotation of a GenBank genome assembly